This is a messenger RNA of Megalops cyprinoides (Indo-Pacific tarpon), 3866 nucleotides long. It is a transcript of the gene ppm1f, whose product is annotated as protein phosphatase, Mg2+/Mn2+ dependent, 1F. Gene Ontology annotation, biological process: protein dephosphorylation; negative regulation of protein kinase activity. The record is from RefSeq and is a predicted model, not a curated record. The transcript is spliced from 8 exons. Gene Ontology annotation, cellular component: cytosol. The coding region runs from base 277 to 1593 and encodes 438 amino acids. Lineage: Eukaryota; Metazoa; Chordata; Actinopteri; Elopiformes; Megalopidae. Gene Ontology annotation, molecular function: protein serine/threonine phosphatase activity; cation binding.
CGGAGCAUGUCAGUAUCUUCACGUCGUUACAGUAGCCAGACUUCCGUGGAGUGGAACUAGACGGGGGUCUUGAAGCGGCGGGAGGGCGUGGGAGCCUAGGUACGAGGAUUGCAGGCAGUGGUACAUGUUCCGCUGACGCAGAAAUAGGCAUUUACUCGUUGCGAAGGAAAGCCACGUGAAGACUUCUGUGAACGGGGGGAGUGGGAGGAGCCCGGUCUGUGGCGCGGCGUGGAUGAGAUCGUCUGGGGGACGCUGAGAGCCUCAGAAGGAAACAGGAUGGGCGUGGAGGGAGCGGAGGCCCAGCGCUUCCUGGAUGAGUUCGUGAAGGAGUUCCCUGACCCGCUGGGCCCAGACGACCCGCUGCCCGUCAGCCCACUGAGCAGCAGGCUCAGUCAGGACGAGAUCCGGGGCGAGAGCCUGGACCUGGCUGGCCGACUGCUGGCUGCGAGGAAUGCCCCACCGCUGCUGAGCGCUGCCCUGUCCCAUGCAGGGCUGGAGGAACUCCUGAAGAGUGACCUCACUCCCUUCCACUGUCCCCCGGACCCCGAGCAGGAAUCCACCUCCGUCUUGCUCCAGUCUGAGCCGCUCCAGCGCCUCUUCUUUAACAAGCUGCGAGAGGUUGGAUUCGCCUGGCAGCAGAGAGCCCCCGCCCCGGCUUCACCCCCCUCCCGUCCCCUCCUCACCUCUGUCCAUGCCAUCCGCAAUGCCCGGCGGAAGAUGGAGGACCGUCACGUGGCCCUUCCCGAGUUCAACCAGCUCUUCGGCCUGCAGGAUGGAGUGGAGCGAGGAUACUACGCUGUGUUUGACGGGCACGGAGGGGUGGACGCAGCCACGUACGCCGCCACCCACCUGCACGUCGCCCUCAGCCAGCACGAGGAGCUGCAGAGUGACCCGGCCGCUGCGCUCAAGAGUGCCUUCACCCGCACCGACGACAUGUUCAGGGAAAAAGCAAAGAGAGAGCGUCUGCGCAGUGGCAGCACUGGGGUGGCGAUCCUGCUGUCAGGCGAUUGGCUGCACGUGGCCUGGCUGGGUGACUCCCAGGUUAUGCUGGUGAGCCAGGGCCAGCCUGUCACGCUCAUGGAGCCCCACAAGCCCGAGAGAGAGGAUGAGAAGCAAAGGAUCGAGGAUCUGGGCGGGUGUAUUGCCUUCAUGGGUUGCUGGCGCGUCAAUGGCACUUAUGCCGUUUCCAGGGCGAUCGGUGACUUUGACCAGAAGCCCUACAUCUCCAACGAGGCAGACUGUGCCUCCGUCCGCCUGAGCGGUAAGGAGGACUACGUCCUGCUGGCAUGCGAUGGCUUCUUUGACACAGUGCAGCCGGCAGACGUGCCGGGGCUGGUGCUUGAGGCCCUGCGGGACAGCGGUGGCCAGGGUGGCCCGGCAGCCCAGCGGCUGGUGUCCCAGGCCAAGAGUGCCGGCUCCAGCGACAAUAUCACAGUGCUGCUGGUCUUUCUGCGGGACCCGGAGCAGCUCCUCCGGGAGGCAGAGGGGGACGCCGACCACCCCCGCUGCUCCGUUGAGGAGACGUCCAGCAUCGUCCAGGACAGCAAGGGCACACCAGAGGGCCCCUUUGGCCAGAGCGCGGCAGAGCAGUGAGGCCGGAAACAGAAUCUGGGCAGAAAAAAACAGGUGUCACAAUAUGAGCUCUGGCAGGUCUCUCUGAAUACUGAGUGUUGGCCUUAAUUUGCAUGUGGUCACCAAAAACCAGGGCUUAUGUUAUGGUCUGACUGGCAACGUGUGCAGACGCACUCUUGAAAGGGUGGUUUGAAGUGGAAACCUGCGUUGCAGUGGGUCCAAAAAUCUCUGCUACUCAACCAAGCCAGGUUUGCUGUAAGGGCCACCCAAGGAGCUUUGGGUCAUCUGUCUUAGGGUCACUGUUACAAGCCACUGGAGCCAACUCUCAAUGGCUUUCCGUGAGCUUAUGUGUUUAAAAAAAAAAAACACUCAAACAAAAAUGUGGCACUGUACAAAAUGCUGGUCUUAAAAGAAUAUUACUCGUGCUAAAAGCUUGGCUGUAAUGUGCUGUUUUUUGUAUAUGAGUAACAUGCAUAUUUAGCAGUGUGUCUGCUUUGUGGGUGUGUCAUUAGUGUAUGCUUCCACUGUCCUGUAAAAGAACCACAUUUUCUUCCUCUCUUAUCAAUACAGAAUACAGAGGUCUAUAAAUCAGUACCAGCUGGGCCAAAAAAAAAAAAAAACAGUGAAGUGCGGCUUUUUAACCACAGUGUAUCAGCACUGAUGGCCAGCCUCCAUCUUUGUUUCCCUUUUGUUUUCCUGUGCCUUUGGAAACAGUGUUAAAUAAAUAGAUGUGCUAAGACUGGCUGGAGACAAACCAAAGACACCAAGAGCACGGGGGCAUUAUGGACUCCCUGUCCUGUAGCCGAGAUGUGCUUGGGGUUUAAUGGCAGCCCAAUGGCUGGGGCAGCUCACAUUGCAGUGUCACAAGUGUCAUGAAUAUUUUAAACCCUGAUGACAUACAGCUGUAGUAACAGGGCAGCUGUAAUAUAAUGGGGCUAUUAAUAGACAAAGUGGAAGGUAUUGAACCAAGCUUGUGGAGGGGCAGAAAGGGGGGGGGGGGUUGGCAAAUAUGUCAAAUGAACCACCUCUGCAUAUUUGAUCUAGCCCUCCUUCAGUUCUCACUUUGCUGAGACUACUGGGUCAGGACAGGAGAGGAGAGCAGAUUCUGCAACCCCCAUUGGCAAUGAGCAGCUUUCUUGGUCUUCUGAUUUUCUAGGUCACCCUAAUCCAUCAGUCACCAUGCUUCAUGAAAACUUUGCCAUUAGGUCAAAUCAAACCUAGUAAUGAAUUCUGCUUCUGUGACCGAGAGUUUGCAUGGAUACAGACACUGCAGCAAUGCGCAAACAUGGCUGCUGAACCUGGGGGGCAAGCACCUCAAGGUUACUAGUUUGGGUUUGGUACCUAACAUUGUUGCUGUCUCUCUUUAUCUACGGUGUUAUCGUAUCUUAUCGUAUCGUAUCUAUGCAGCUAUCUAGUAGAGCUUGCAAGUCUGUUCCAGGAAAUCUGUUGAAUCUGGGUGCUGAGUCAUCUUUUGCCCACAAUUCACAGUACGCAUCUGAUGGGAAACGUUCAGUCGAUGAUGUCGCUUUAUUGUAAACCCUCUCAAAGCAGUGGCUUGUGAUUGAUGUCAGUGUCUGGUAAAAUCCAAAAGAUCUGUAGCUCAGAGAGAGCUGUGUGCCUCUCUGCUGACAACAUUAGACGGUUAUGAGAUAUAUCAGAAAUGAGCAGCUUGCCCUAAAAAAUGUGUGCCCCGUGUAAAACUAGCAAAGCAAGGCUUUGCGUGUCUGAUAAAUAUUUAACCAAAGUCUCCCUAAAAUACGCUGAAUGCACACAAGUUGUGGUGCUUGCAAAGUGUAGAAACCCAUUUUUGUUCUGACAAAAAUGGUACAAGGUUUCGGAAAACGGAUCAUCAGGGCAGUUAUGGCAGGCAGUGUAUUCUGUGUGUUCUUUUCACUGGCCUUAUUGAAGUGAACCAUCACCGGAUAACACCCGAAACCAGCCCCCUGAUUCUUACACAGCUGGUGCAUUUUUCAAAGAGAGGCCUGAAAAAUAUGGAGCCAAAUUCCCCAUCCAUCUUCAUACUGUUAACUAUGUCAAGAAUUUGGGUGCUAAGCCUUUGUACUGAGCUUUUGUAGGGUUGUGGUGUCUGAAAAUUUUGCCCUCAUGUUCAGUGUUUUCACAGUUUCUUAAUGUGUUGAUGUCCAUCAUGAAUCUGGAAGAUGGUAUUCGUUUAUAACCUCUAUACCAGUCCUUUUGCCCAUAUUUGCUGGGAAAUCAAGUGCCAUCUGGAAGGUUUUAUAACAAGUGGAUAUACAGUAUUAAACUUCAUCUUUCGUGUAUGCGUGUGUGUGUGU